AGCUUGAGAGAAAGUAUAAAUGGAAAAGUUCUGGAAAUUGUCGGAUUUAUUAUUUCAAGAUGCAUCUCAACAAAAUAUUUUUCGUGUCCACAUUUGCUUGCUUCCUGUCCAAUGUGCUUUCAUUCUGUCAUAUACAAUAUUUAAAGGCUGAUAUUAUUCCGGAAAUAUUUCAUCUGAUGCCAGAAUAUACAAUUAAGGUGUGUUAUGGUCACUAUGAAGUAAACUGUGGUGCAGAUGUCAACAUAAAUAGAACACAGGAAGAGCCAUCUCUUUUUUGGAGAAGUAGCAAUAGCAAUAUACUUUAUACUCUUUUAAUGAUUGAUCCUGAUGCUCCUUAUCCCCAGAACCCAACUCUGCAGAAUUAUCUUCAUUGGAUAAUAGUAAACAUACCAGGGAACAACAUCAAAGAUGGGGAUUUAAUAGCAGACUAUGUUGCUCCCAAUCCACCACGUGAUUCGAAUCGACAUCGAUACAUAUUUGUAGUUUACAAACAGGACUGUCGUCUUCCAGCACAAAAAUGGAGUCAAGGAAAUGAAAAUUUCAACCUAGACAAGUAUCUUCAAACUCAGAAUUUGUCACCAUAUCCACACGCUAUGAAUUUCUUCUUUGUACAAAAAUAAUAAACAUUCUUAUUCUAAAA
This is a messenger RNA of Parasteatoda tepidariorum (common house spider), 640 nucleotides long. RefSeq names its product protein D2-like. The record is from RefSeq and is a predicted model, not a curated record. NCBI's taxonomy places the organism in Eukaryota, Metazoa, Arthropoda, Arachnida, Araneae, Theridiidae.